Molecule: messenger RNA, 714 nt
Organism: Misgurnus anguillicaudatus (oriental weatherfish)
Lineage: Eukaryota; Metazoa; Chordata; Actinopteri; Cypriniformes; Cobitidae
Source: RefSeq, a predicted model, not a curated record
UACAUUUUGAGAAACAGACUGAGUCAUUUUUUCCUGCCGUGAGAGAGAUCUAGUGAGCUGUAGAUAUGAAGUUGGAUCUGUGGUAUCUAACAAUUUUGGACGUAGCCAUGAUUGGAUCUAUCAUUUUGACGUUGUCAGCAGAAUCUAUCAGUUUGGUUACUGAAAUUGCAUAACUAAGCAGGAAAUCAGAUGUCGAUAAUGAUAACCAGAUGUCUAUAAGAGAUGUUUGUUUUCCUCUCUGUGCUUUUUCAGUCCAACUAAAAAAUGAGCGACUUUCUGCAUAUUCUGCUUCAUGUAAUCGGUCUGCUUCAUUUUGCCCCUCGUGCAAAGACCACUGAACCUAUUUAUGACAUCACAGACCCAGCGUUUAUUGAUGAGUGCGUCACAGAACACAACAGACACCGAGCCAAUGUGAAUCCUCCUGCCAGCAACAUGAGAUACAUGACAUGGGAUGAGGGUUUGGCAAGAAGUGCACAAGCAUGGGCGAGGAACUGCGUCCUUCAGGUUAACCCUGCGUCCCUUAACCAGCCGGGCAGAAUGCAUCCCAUCUUUACAGAUGUUGGUGAAAACCUCCUUGCCCGUGGCCCAUAUAUAAAUAAUUUCAAAGUGCAGUCUGCUAUAAAGGCAUGGAUGAAGCAAGACCAAGAUUAUAACUACGAUAGCAAUGAGUGCUCCAGACAAUGCAGCCGAUAUUUACAGGUACACAUUUGCUAG